This is a messenger RNA of Pungitius pungitius (ninespine stickleback), 925 nucleotides long. Its product is annotated as serine/threonine-protein kinase pim-1-like. The record is from RefSeq and is a predicted model, not a curated record. The transcript has 6 exons. The coding region runs from base 1 to 816 and encodes 271 amino acids. NCBI's taxonomy places the organism in Eukaryota, Metazoa, Chordata, Actinopteri, Perciformes, Gasterosteidae. Gene Ontology annotation, molecular function: ATP binding; protein serine/threonine kinase activity. Gene Ontology annotation, cellular component: cytoplasm. Gene Ontology annotation, biological process: protein autophosphorylation; negative regulation of apoptotic process; regulation of mitotic cell cycle.
AUGUUUGUGUCUGCAGAAGAGUUGGAGGCCAAAUAUGAGCAACUGGGCCUCCUCGGUGCAGGAGGAUGUGGAAAUGUGUACGCCGGCCUCCGCAGGGCCGACAACCUUCCCGUUGCCAUCAAACACAUCCUGAAUGAUAACGUCCACUGCACACAUACGGACGACGAAGGCAACACAAUUUCCAUAGAGAUCGCCAUCAUGUUGCAGCUGGCGGCCGAAUCCGAGGGGGCAUCGCCAUACCUUACCCUGCUGGACUGGUACCAGUUGGAGGGGAAGCUGGUGAUGGUGAUCGAGAGGCCCAUCCCCGCUAUGGAUUUAUUUGACCAUAUCAUGGCCAAAGGAGGCUCCGUGAAGGAAAAAGAAGCCAAGAUCAUACUGAGGCAGCUGGUCGAUGCGGCGCUCGAUCUGGAGAACAAGAACAUUUUCCACCGGGACAUAAAGGUGGAGAACAUCCUGAUUGAGACUAGUUCGAAUGUCCCACGUGUUCGCGUCAUCGACUUUGGUCUGAGCUGUUACGACGAUAAGAAAGAGACCUAUCAUGAGUUCUUCGGAACUCUGUUCACCCCAGAGGUUCACUUUAACGCUGGGUACAGAGCAGGAUCCACCACAGUGUUUCAGAUUGGAGCCGUGCUGUACAACACCCUCCACAAAUUCGAAAUAUUCAACACGUUGAAGUUCUUUUCAAAGUGUCAGGGUCUCCCCAAAAGAAUCUCCAAGAACUGCAAAGACUUCCUCCAGAUGUGCCUGAGAAUCGACCCCAACGAACGUCCCACCCUGGAGCAGCUGAAGAAUCACCCGUGGCUCAAAAUCUGCUAAGUCCUCAGCACACACACACAAAUAGACAAAAUGACAUAGGGAAAACAACAACAUAUAUAUAUAUAAAUAUAUAAAACAAAUUAUAUAUAUAUAUAUAUAUAUAUUACGG